UCGGAGCCCCCCACAGAGGGGGAUACCCACCUGCCACUACUCACCUGCCAGCUGUUUCCAUGGCUCUUUUCUGCGUGCCUGGGAUUGGACUCCGGACUGAGCGCUGGGAUGCUGGCUUUCACCUUAUCCAAGUUUCGCAGCAUGCAUGUUGACAAUCGGAAUCCUGGGCCAAUCAAGAAAUAAAUUCAAAGUGGCACUCCAAGACUCUCCGUUGGAGACUCCAUCAAGUCUAAUUUGAAACUAGUAAAGAGGGUCCCUCCUCUGACUAGUGGAUCUUUGCCCGGGCCCCUCCUCACUGAUACUUGGACUGUGGCGACUCCAGGGUGCUCUUGGAUGGAAACGGGUGUGUGCACUCUGAAGACCUGACCUCAACACUCAGAAACCUCAAGGAUGGACAGAGUUUAUGAAAUGCCGGAGGAUCCAAGUGUGGAUCAGGUUUCAUCACUGGAGGAAGAUGUCAUCCGUGGGGCCAACCCCCGCUUUACCUUCCCGUUUGGCAUCCUCUUCUCCACCUUUCUGUACUGCGGGGAGGCUGCAUCUGCCUUGUAUAUGGUUAGAAUUUAUAGAAAGAAUAAUGAAAGCUAUUGGAUGGCGUACACCUUCUCCUUCUUUAUGUUUUCAUCCAUUAUGGUCCAGUUGACCCUCGUUUUUGUCCACAGAGAUCUGGCUAAAGAUAAGCCUCUAUCGUUGUUUAUGCAUCUCAUCCUCUUGGGACCUGUUAUCAGAUGUUUGGAGGCCAUGAUUAAGUAUCUCACACUGUGGAAGAAAGAGGGGCAGGAGGAGCCCUAUGUCAGCCUCACCCGAAAGAAGAUGCUAAUAAAUGGCGAGGAGGUGCUGAUAGAAUGGGAGGUGGGCCACUCCAUCCGGACCCUGGCUAUGCACCGAAAUGCCUACAAACGUAUGUCACAGAUCCAAGCCUUCUUGGGCUCAGUGCCCCAGCUGACCUAUCAGCUUUAUGUGACCCUGAUCUCUGCAGAGGUUCCCCUGGGUAGAGCUGUGCUAAUGGUCUUUUCCCUGAUCUCUGUCACCUAUGGAGCUACCCUCUGCAAUAUGUUGGCUAUGCAGAUCAAGUACGACGAAUACAAGAUACGCCUUGGGCCUCUGGAAGUCCUCUGCAUCACCAUCUGGAGGUCAUUGGAGAUCACUUCCCGCCUAAUGAUUCUGGUGCUCUUCUCAGCCACCUUGAAAUUAAAAGCUGUGCCCUUCUUAUUGCUCAAUUUCCUGAUCAUCCUCUUUGAGCCUUGGGUGAAGUUCUGGAGGAGUGGUGCCCAGAUGCCCAGUAACAUUGAGAAAAAUUUCAGCCGGGUAGGCACACUAGUGGUGCUGAUUUCAGUCACUGUCCUCUAUGCAGGCAUUAACUUCUCUUGCUGGUCAGCCAUGCAAUUGAGGUUAGCAGAUAGGGAACUUGUUGACAAGGGUCAGAACUGGGGACAUAUGGGCCUCCACUAUAGUGUGAGGUUAGUGGAAAAUGUGAUCAUGGUUUUGGUUUUUAACUUCUUUGGUGUGAAAAUAUUACUGAAUUACUGUCACUCCCUGAUUGCCUUGCAGCUCAUUAUUGCUUAUCUGAUUUCCAUUGGCUUCAUGCUCCUUUUCUUCCAGUACUUGCAUCCAUUGCGCUCACUCUUUACCCACAAUGUAGUGGACUACCUCCACUGUGUCUGCUGCCACCGACACCCUCAGGGCAGGCCUGAGAACUUACAGUCAUCUUGUGAGGCCGAAGCAAGGCAAAGCAUUGUUUGAUUCUGUUUUUCAUCUGGAGAUGGGUUGGGAUCUUCCAAGAGCAACAAUGAGACCUAAGGAGGGUGAGUACCCACAAGAAUAUUUUCUUGAGAUUUCUGGUAAGCCCAUCUGAAGAAACAACAGACUCCAAAUGCGUUUUGGUUCCUUAAGACUGCUGGUCAUAAUGAGGACCCACUACAUACGUGGAAGCUUCAGAGAUACUGUUCAACACCUACCCCAAACCCUCUUAGCUGUCUGACUGCCCGAUGGAAUAUAACUUUCUAGCUCUGCUAAUUUGCUUCAGACUUCACGGAACUAUUCUGGGAUGAGCUGAAGGAAGGCCCAGGAUUCUUACCAGUUGUGGGAACCUCAGAGGUACCAGUCUGACACAUGUGGAAACUGCAACUGUGGGAGUGUCUGAACUUCUUUAAUUCCAAACAGAACCUCUGCCAAGAGGAAGGCCCUUAUUGUUGAAAGAGCUUCUCCCUAAAUAACUUAGCUCUCCAUCAAGAUUUCCUAGUAAUCAUUCAAUAAGGAUCUAUUCUCUGGCAGGCCUUUGGGCUUUCGUAGGCACACUUGGACUGGGGAGUGCCGAAUAGGACACACACUAGAAUGACUCUUUUCUCAGGGACUUGCAUGGGCCCCCAGCUUGGGCUGGUGGGAUUAAAUAUCUCACCUACUGCCUCAUAAACAGGGAUUCCCUUCAACCCAGCUUUUGUAAUGCUCUUGUCAUCUUACUACUUGAUGUGGACCUCAAACUGAUCUGUAAUUGCAAAUGUUUUUAAUGUGUAGAAGAAAUGAAGACUGCCUUGUGUCUGUCUCCUGAGUAUUUUAUUGAUUUUUAUUUUAGGUGGGGAGAGAAAGGAAUAAUGGUUGGGACAUCAUCCAUCACCUUUAUGUUGUUUGGGGUUACAUGAGGUGGCUAACACUCUUAGGUAGAGUGAAUGAGGAAGAAGGAAAUCAGUCUGCAUGAAAUCACAUUGAUUUUGGUUUCUGCCCGCAGGAUUUUACUUUCU
Echinops telfairi (small Madagascar hedgehog) is the source of this 2735-nucleotide messenger RNA. RefSeq names its product XK related X-linked (gene XKRX). The record is from RefSeq and is a predicted model, not a curated record. The coding region runs from base 391 to 1740 and encodes 449 amino acids. The transcript is spliced from 3 exons. Lineage: Eukaryota; Metazoa; Chordata; Mammalia; Afrosoricida; Tenrecidae. Gene Ontology annotation, cellular component: membrane.